GAGAGAGAGAGAGAUAUGCUUCUCUUCUUGAAAUCUUUAUCAAGAACAGUCCAUGAAGUCCAUGAUGAGCAGGAGUACAAGAGCGAGAGUGACAGCCCAAGCAUAUCACUGACGGUAUGGAGAAAAUCUCUCCUUUUUAGCUGUCACGGUUUCACGGUGAUCGGCUCCGGUGGAAAUCUAGUCUUCAGAGUUGAUAAUUACACCGGACGGUCAAAUGAUGUCACUCUCAUGGAUGGUUCAGGGAAACCCAUCCUUACAGUAUGCCGUCGCAAGAAGCUAAGGCUGGUAGAUAACUGGCUUGUCUAUGAAGGAGAAGUUGGAGACGACACUGGUACAAAGUCAUCAAAGAAGCCAAUAUGCUGUGUGAGGAAACACAUUAAUAUCCUACAACCCAAUCUCAAUGUACUCGCAUAUGUUUAUCAUGGGCCAUCAGAAAAGAGAUAUGCCUACGUGAUUGAAGGAUCAUAUGCACAUCGAUCAUGCAAGUUGUUGGAUGAAUCAAGGAGGGUGAUGGCGGAGAUCAAGAAGAAAGAAGCCAUGAUCGGCGGCGUUACUUUCGGGUUAGAGGUGUUUCUUUUGAUCGUACAACCAGGAUUCGAUCUUGGGUUUGCCAUGGGGAUUGUUUUGCUACUUGAUCAAAUGUUUACAUGA
Molecule: messenger RNA, 651 nt
Organism: Ilex paraguariensis (yerba mate)
Lineage: Eukaryota; Viridiplantae; Streptophyta; Magnoliopsida; Aquifoliales; Aquifoliaceae
Source: the annotation of a GenBank genome assembly